AUGGCUAACAGAAUAACUUGGACUUUCCUAUUCGCAUUUGCUGCCUUGCAAACAUCGUUCGCAGCUCCACCAGUGAACAGAUGGCAGUUACAGUUUGAGAUGGCCAACGAACUUUUUCAGAUGGUAACCGAAGCCAUGGAAGAAUUGAAAAUCGUUUUUCAAGUGGUCAUCGACGAAGCGGAACUUAUUUUACCGCCGGACUCCCAAGGAAGCAUUCUGCCGGAGCUCAAGGAAUUUGUUAGGAGAAUGGAUUCCCUAGAUUUUGAUGAUUCAUUCGAGCUGAGCAGUCUGGAGGAUGCCCUCGAGGAAAUGGAGAAUAUUCUUGAAUUGUCAGAAAGCAGAGAAUUCGAAUCUGAAGCGGAUGAAGUCAUCGUCCAGUUAUUCAUACAGCAUGGAGUUGAAGACUUGGAGGUGAUUCUGGAGAAAAAUUUGGAAAAUACAUUGAAAGUAAUCGAAAAGAAGAUGGAAAGCUAUAUGAGCACAUGGUCUGAAAGUCGAUUGGCCAGAAAUUCGGAACUAGUUAAGCAGUUUAACGAGUUCAAAAACGAGAAGGAUGUCUAUGAGAAAUUGGAUAAAAUAUCUAACCUUAGUUUUGCCUAGAAAGAGUAUUAGGUUCCAAUCUGUUCGUUGCUGCUUAACACACAUCUACAUAAGCAGUACUUACUUUUUCUAAUCAAAAUAUUAGUCAUGUUUUAAUUCCAAUAAAUUAUAGUGGUAGUAAAAAUAUUUACUUGUCAUUAUUGGUAUGAA
Molecule: messenger RNA, 750 nt
Organism: Drosophila ficusphila
Lineage: Eukaryota; Metazoa; Arthropoda; Insecta; Diptera; Drosophilidae
Exons: 2
Coding region: 1-600 (199 amino acids)
Source: RefSeq, a predicted model, not a curated record